AUGGCGGCGACGUCGUAUUCGUCGUCUUCAUCGGCGGCGGGGGCUGGUGGCGGCGGCGCCGCGGCGGCGACGGCGGCGGCCGGGCUCAAGACCUACUUCAAGACGCCCGAGGGGAGGUACAAGCUGCAGUACGAGAAAGCUCACUCCGCCGCUGUCCUUCACUACAACCACGGCGGGAAGACCGUCUCGCAGUUGACGGUGGCAUACCUGAAGGAGAGGUUGACUGGCCAAGGCUCCACACCAUCAACACCAAGCUCCAGCAGUGGGAUGCGAUCGGCGGCAGCAAGGCUGCUGGGUACCGGGAAUGGUAGCCGCGCACUUAGCUUUGUUGGGGGCAAUGGUGUCAGUCGUGCUGUGUCUGAAAGCAACCGUGUGGGAGGAACCCUUGGUACAUCUACAAGCCUUGGAGGAUCUCAAGCUGUAGCAAACUACGAUGGCAAGGGUGCAUACAUCAUCUACAAUUCUGCGGAUACACUAUUCAUCAGUGACCUUAAUUCCCAGGACAAGGAUCCGCUAAAGUCCAUCCAUUUUAGCAACUCUAACCCAUUGUGCCACGCAUUUGACUCGGAGGCCAAGGAGGGGCAUGACUUAAUCAUUGGGAUGGGAUCAGGGGAUGUUUAUUCAAUGUCGCUGAGGCAACAGCUACAAGAACCUGGAAGGAAGCCUGUUGCAGCCCAACAUUAUAAUAGGGGUGAUAAAGAUGGAAUGAGCAUCAGCAGCCGUUGCACUUCUGUUGCAUGGGUUCCGGAGUGUGAAGGCAUGUUUGUUGUUAGCCACUCUGAUGGAAAUUUGUAUGUGUAUGAUAAAUGCAGAGAUGGAAACACGGAGUGUACAUUUCCAGCUAUAAAGGAUCCAGCUCAGUUGAUGGUUUCACAUGCAAAGUCGAGUAAGAGUAACCCAAUUGCCAGGUGGCAUGUUUGUCAUGGUUCAAUCAAUGCAAUUUCCUUCUCUCCAGAUGGGGCAUACUUGGCGACGGUUGGGCGAGAUGGUUAUUUGAGAGUGUUUGACUUUUCAAAGGAACAGCUAAUAUUUGGUGGCAAAAGUUAUUAUGGCGCUCUCUUGUGUUGCACCUGGAGCUCGGAUGGCAAAUAUCUAUUGACAGGUGGUGAAGAUGAUCUUGUGCAGGUAUGGAGCAUGGACGACAGGAAGACUGUUGCAUGGGGUGAAGGGCAUAAUUCUUGGGUUAGUGGAGUUGCUUUUGAUCCAUAUUGGUCCCCACCAAAUGCUGAUGGAACGGGAGAAAAUGCGGUGUAUCGUUUUGGUUCUGUUGGUCAGGCUACCACGUCAAAUUCUUUUAGCAGGAUAGAGGUGGCUUGUACCAUGACAACAUCCAGUAUGUUCACAUGGUAUCUUUCUCAAAGGAUAUCUGCAGCCCCCGAUACCCAAUUGCUUCUGUGGGAUUUGGCAAUGGAUGAGAUUGUUGUCCCACUACGUCAUCCUUCAGGUGGUUCGCCAACAUUUAGCAGUGGGAGCCCUUCUGCACACUGGGACAGUGCAUGCCCUCCAACAGGUAUUCUUCAACCUUCUCCCAGAAUGCGGGACGUGCCGAAGCUUUCACCUCUUGUCGCCCACCGAGUACAUGCGGAUCCCCUGUCUGGUGUGGUGUUCAGCACUGAAUCAAUCGUCACCAUUUGCCGCGAGGGACUAAUCAAAAUAUGGGCCAGACCUGGCCACAGUGAAAACAAUCAACAGUCAAAUUCUUCCGAGUUUGCUUUAAGCAAUACUGUCUCCAAGGAUAGGGCAAUCACAUCCUUCAGUAAAGCAAGUGUCUCUAGCUUCAAGCAACCUUCAUCGCUUGGCUUGACAUAG
Messenger RNA from Triticum turgidum subsp. durum (durum wheat), 1809 nucleotides. Lineage: Eukaryota; Viridiplantae; Streptophyta; Magnoliopsida; Poales; Poaceae. The record is from the annotation of a GenBank genome assembly.